UUUUUUUUUUUUUUAAGAUUUUAUUUAUUUGACAGAGAGAGCACAAGCAGGGGGAGCGGCAGACAGUGGGAGAGGGAGAAGCAGGCUCCCGGCUGAGCAGGGACCCCGAUGCGGGGCUCGAUCCCAGGACUCUGGGAUCAUGACCUGAGCUGAAGGCAGAUGCUUAACUGACUGAGCCACCCAGGUGCCCCUAAAUUUGAUUUCUUUAAACCAGAGAAGGCCUUACUAAAUCAGGAAGAUUUUUAAAAAUUAAUUAUAAUCAAGGUAGAAUUUAAGUGCUAUAGACCAUAUGCUAAAGGUAGGCUAUUGAUAAGUACACAUAAUUAAACAGAGAGGGAACAUGCUUGGAGCACCUUAAAAGCUAAGGCCCAGAGAAAGGAAUGUGCUGGACAUGCUCAGAGAACGUGAGUGCAGUGGUCAUGUUGGGUAGUAAGUUUCUGGAGGGUGUGGGGAAGAUGUUGAGAAGGUAGGUAGCUCAUCUCUGAGAGAUGUGGGUGACCAGAUGAAGAACUUGGCAUUUAUUUGGUAGCCAAUGGGGAGUCAAUGGGUGAUUUUUGAGCAGAGAAGUGAAAUAUUAUCUCUUCCAUGGACAGUUUCAUUUUAACAGAAAACCCAAAGCUUCUACCUAAAAGGAUUUACUUUUACAUAAUAGGAAUUUAAGGUCAUAGGGCAGGUUAGUGAAGAUUUUUGUGAAAGAACUUUCAAUAGUCUCAAAUUAUACCAUGUAGGCCACUGCUGUCUUAUGACUAGUUAUUUUCCUGUGAUAAUCUGGGGUUAAGUUCAGUCAUUUCACAAAAACCUAGUUGCAACUUUUAGUACCCUGAAAUAGAAGCACAAAGACCUGAAAGGAGGAGAUAAAGGAAAGAAAAAUGGAAAAUGAAGAAAAUGCUUUUUUCUCUUCGGGUACAUUUUAUCUUUUGGAAAAAUUCAAAACGAUGAAUAAACUAAGAUAAGUUUUCAGCAAUGAUAAAACCAUCAGAUGAUUUAAAAGUGAAACAUCUGAAGAAGCAGAAAUUGCGUGAAUAGCCCAGAAACUAAGACCAAUUAAGCAUACGCUGAUUGGAACCUAGAGUAAGUGAUAUAAAUCGGACUGGAAAAAGUAGGGUGUGGUCAAAUUAGACUGGGAGCAUGGAGGAAAAAAACAAUUUUGUGAGCAAUCCAGUUAGAGUAUGUAACAUAUUUUAUACCCUUAGCUAACAAAAGGACUGUAAAUUAUGUAAAUCUAGUGCAUUUAUUUUGAUUAUUCUGCAAUAUGUUGUUUCUUCUUUUCCCAAUCUAUAUAAAUUUAAAAAAGCUUUUUCCUUUUGAUGUAGAUUUCAGAUAUUUUAUAUUUAUGGUUUCAAGGUAUCCUGUUAUUUCUCUUCAUCAGUUUUCUUCUUCUUUUCAUGAUAUCUCUCAUGAAAAUGCAUUUAUUAUUUGUAAGUACAUUAUUAGAGUUUAAUUUUUUACUCUCUUCUAACUUAAAAUUAUAUUUUGGUUUCUGUGAUAGAGGAAAAAAUGAUCCUAAGUGCUGACAUUCCACUCCCUUCUUAGGGUAAGAUUACUCAGCCCUUGUGGUGAUGAGUGCAGUAAGUGAUAGACAUGGCAAGGACAGAGAGCUGGGUAUAAUAAUGAUGGGAUUGAUGAGGUCUAAGGAGCUGUUGAGACAAGAAAGAACCUAGAGGAGUAUGGGAGGAUUUCAGUGACUGCUGGUGGGAAUUGAGGGUGGGGAAAAACUAUUUGUAUAAGCAAUUUUAAGGAAGUUUUGAUUGGGGAUAAAAAGUGUCACACCUAUGACUGAAUCCCUUAAAAAUUUCCAUAAAAGCAUCCUGUGUCCAUUUGUUGCUCUUACAAUCAGAUUUGUGGAUAUGCAAGAGUUUUUCUAAUUUACCAGUGUGUUGAGAUUGGAUUCAAGGUGAGAGGAGAAGAUGGCCCAGUUUUAUUUGGGUUACUUUUUAAAGAAAAAAAAAAUAUCAUUUUUUGGUGAUGAAAACUAUAAAAAGAAGACUUUCUAUAAAAGAGGGUCAUGACAACAGCUAUAAAACAGUGUUUUUCUUCUUUAGUCCCUCUUAAAUUUCUCAUAUCAUUCUAGGGUUCCAGAUUCUGUGCUAUUUGAUGUGUACUCAUGCACUAAUCCUCUCAGUUACCAUCUGGUUCCACCAUUUUUUUUCUUUUCUAGUCAGCUUAGGUGAUGUCUUUGAUAUCAUGGCCAUCAUGUCAUAGAUGACUACUCAAGUCACCACUGGUGAUAUCCACCAAGGUGUAGCUGACUCGACCAUGCUGCCAAAAUCAACUGAAGGUUUUGCCUACUACCUUAUGAAGGGAAUGCCUCUAAAGGUACCAGGGUACUGCCUACGUUUGAUAUCAUACCAUCUCUGACAUUUCCAAUUCCAGAUGUGGCUGCUGGUUGUCCACUGCUCCAACUGUGGAAUCCAUUCUGUUCCCUUGUGGUUUUUACUUUAGUCCCCUCUCUCUACAACACAGUUAUGAGACCAUGGUGAUAGGACAUGCUGGGAGGCAGAGCCAGGCUAGCCUCAGAAAUACUCCCUGGUUUGUUCUGGGAUCUUUCUUAUAGGUCUCAAUGUUCUCUUACCUGAGGCCAUGUUCUGUCAUUAGAGGUGCUUUGGCCCAUCACGUGAGGCUCCUCAAGGUCAUGUUUAGACUCAUCUUAAUCUCAGUGUGGAGUUCAGGCCCUCAUGUCAGCUAGGUGGAUAAUAGUUUUCAUAGUCCUUUCAUUUGUAUUUGCUCCUUGGAGAAAUAAUGCAUAUAUCAUUAGGAUGAUUGGUUUCUGUCUCAUACCCAAUGAAAAUUCUAGUAUUGAUAGGGAGACGUGCUUGUUUCUGUUAUUUAAAUAUCCAUUCAUGUAUUUAUUUGUUGGUUCAUUCAACACAUAUCUAAUUAGUAACUACUAUAUACCAGGGACUGUUCUGGGAUUGAGGACAAACCAGUGACCAAGACAGACAAAGUUUUUCCCUUCUUGGAGUUCACCUUCCUGUGGGCAGACAAAAGUAAACCAACAUAGUGAUUUCAGAUAGCAGUAAGUUCUCUGAAGAAAUACAACCAGAAAGGGAAUUAAGAGUAACGAUGGGCAUAGGUGUGGGGGGACACUCUUUGAGAUAGGGUUAUCCCUCAGGGCAGGCCUCUCAGAGUCUCUGAAACACCAAACUUUUAGUCCUUUUACUUGCAGGUAGUCCCUUCUGGGUGUUAUCAUGAAAUGAGCCGGGGAGGUGAUUAUAUCUGUGUGCUGAGGUCAGAGGUAUCAUUCUUUUUCAAUAAUUUCAGUUCAGAGUCAUUGGCAUAUAAAAGGAAGGAGACACUGUUUGUUUCAGGAAGAAAAAUGGGCUUGACUUUUUUCCAUACAGAAGUUAUUGGUGUUUCCAGUAGUUUCUUCUGCCCCUCCCCCCACCUCCCAAUCUCAGCAUGAUUUUUACCUUCUUACACCAGCACAUACUGCGGCCCUCAUUUAACUACAUGUAACUGUAAUGCAGCAUGUUAUUCAAAUAAACAAAUGCACAAGGCAUUUUCUCAAAGCUUAUAUAGUCUUCCUAACUACUUUGUACAGGUGAGUGUCCUAGGUCACAGAGCUAGUAAUAGUAAUGAGAGCUACUCAGAAUGACUACCUGCUAUGUGCCGGGACAGCUAAAGUAUUUUUACCACAUAUUUGCUCCAAUUUUUCUAGGAGACAAGCAUUAGUAUGCUCAUUAUGUUUUGGAGGAAGUUGAGGUUGGAGAGAUGAAAAGGUUGUCAAGCCACACAAGUAUUGAGCAUAAUUUUGUGCCUGAUUCCCAAACACCAUUCAUUUUCCAUCAAACUAUGAUCAUUCCUAAGGUGAAAUCAGGCCUAUGUAGGUGACCCCAGAACCUCUAUGAUCUGAGUCAUGGAAGAGCAGCAGGUCCAGAAUUCAAACUCAAGUCCCUAGAUUGCAUCGUAUCUAAGAGCAUGGGCUGUGGUGGGGGUCACACAGAUCUCGGUUUAAAUCCCGGCUGCGGAACUUACUAGCAGUGUGACUGUGGGCAAUUUAUGGAGCCUUUCUGAUUCUCAGUUUUCUGAUCUAUAAGUGGGCAUAAUAAACACCUACCUCAAAGGAUUAUUUGGAGGAAUUAAAUAAUGCAUAUUCUGUUUUUAGAGCAAUUUUUGGUGCAUAUGAAGUUCUCAGUACUUUCUAGCCAUUAUCAUUCCAUUUCACUGUGGCAGACCCUACUAUUGCCAUUCUACAGCCAACCACCCACUUCCAUGCAAAGGAAACCACAAUUCUCUGUAGCUGUCAAGCAACCACAAUACCUGACAGACUUGACCCUCUCCCCAUCCCUGGUAGGUAGAUCAUGAUUGGUCUAAGUCAGAAGUUCUCAAAAUGUGGUCCGAGGAUGAGCAGUAUCAAUAUCACCUGGGGACUUGUUAAAAAAGCACAUGUUCAGGGGUGCCUGGGUGGCUUAGCUGGUUAAGCAUCUGCCUUUGACUCAGGUCAUGAUCCCAGGGUCCUGGGAUCGAGUCACGCUUCGGGCUCCCUGCUCAGCGGGGAGCCUGCUUCUCCCUUCCCUCUGCUGCUCCACCAGCUUGUGUUCUCUCUCUCUCAAAUAAAUAAAUAAAUAAAUAAAAUCUUUAAAAAAACCACACAAGUUCAGGCUGUACCCAAGAUCUACUGAAUCAAAAACUCUGGGAAUAGAGCCCAGCAAUCUGUGUUUUCACAAACCCUCUAGGUGACUCUGUUAAAGCUUAAAAACCACUGAUCUAAAACAAUCAUGAUAAUCUUAUUGCCCUUUCCAAUAAUUGGGUUAAGCUUGGCCAUAUGACCCAGUCUUGGUCUAUAGGACUUGGGAAGGAGUCAGCUGGGAAGGGGAAGUGUGCUAAAGUUUUCUUUGCACAUUUAAAGAGGUGCAUUCUUCCUUACAAGAUGCUACUUGUGGUGUAUGGAACACCUGGAAUUAUUCUUGCCACUUUGAAACUAUGAGGAAGAUGUUUCUUAAGAAAGGCAGAGCAGAAAGGUAGAAAGAACUGGGUCUUUGUUAAUGCUGCUGAGCUGCCAAAUUAGCCAAACUCUGGACUUUCCUUUAUGUGCUAUAAUAAAAUUAUUGAUAUGUAAGCUGCUUUUAGUUGGUUUCUUAUUUGCAGUUGAAAACAAACUGUCUGAUAUUCCCACAUAACAGUUGUCUUUGUGUAAACCAGGGCUCUCCGAAAUGUGCAAAGAUUAUGGUGCAUGGAAAAUGUGGGCUUUAAUCACAGUCAUUAUUUAUUUAGUUUUCUUUAAAAUUAUUUAUAUUUAUUUAGUUGUAUUGGUGGUGGAGGGGCAAAGCAUUCAUUUUGUUUUUUUCAUUAGACUCAGGACGAACCAAGAUGUCAGACAGCUCAAUGAAGAGACACUUAGUUGUUCUCAUGUGUCUAACGAUCCGGAUGUUUGGCUUCUGAAAAUGAAAACAUCGAGAGCAUGUUUUCACUUUUCAGCUAGAUUUUGGUAUCGUCUUGAGACCAUUACUAAGAAGAGCCAGGAAUAAAGGGUUUAUGCAAGAAAUAGGAUCACCCUAGAGCAUCAGUGGCAAGCGGAAACGUGCCGUGCCCAGUCUCCAGCCAGAAACUCAGAAGCAGUAACCAGAAAGGAAUCCAGAGCUCUCUAUUCCUGGGCCAGGGCUAUAAGCCCUGGGACACAGAGUCCAAGUAGAACUCCUUAACCCGCAGCCUCUCUGACCACACAGUUGGCAAAGACCCGCAGGCCAUGAGGACUGGUCAAAGACAGUGAGAGGACGUGAAAGGGUAAAUCCCUGUGCCCCGCAGUCCUAUCUCCCGCCCUGACGUCCCUGCACACCGGCCAGAGGGUUAACCGUAAGCGCUGCCUGUAUGGCCGCUUUACUGAUGCCACGCAGGAACAAAGGGAUGAGGACCCGCCUGGGAUGCCUGUCUCACAAGUCAGACUCGUGUAGCGAUUUCACAGCUAUUCUUCCCGACAAACCCAACCGUGCUCUAAAGAGACUAUCCACAGAAGAAGCCACGAGGUGGGCAGAUUCCUUUGACGUGCUUCUGUCCCAUAAGUAUGGGGUGGCUGCAUUCCGCGCCUUCUUGAAGACAGAGUUCAGCGAGGAGAACCUGGAAUUCUGGCUGGCGUGUGAGGAGUUCAAGAAGACCAGGUCAACUACAAAGCUGGUCUCCAAGGCCCAUAGGAUCUUUGAAGAGUUUGUGGAUGUGCAGGCUCCGAGGGAGGUAAACAUAGACUUCCAGACCCGAGAAGCCACGAGGAAGAACAUGCAGGAGCCAUCCCUGACUUGCUUUGACCAAGCCCAGGGAAAAGUACACAGCCUCAUGGAGAAAGACUCUUAUCCCAGGUUCCUGAGGUCCAAAAUGUACUUAGAUUUGCUAUCCCAAAGCCAGAGGAGGCUCAGUUAGACCUCAGAUGGGGACUCUUGGAGAUCACUGGCUUUUCCCCUCCCUUUGCUGCCAAGACCAUAUUCUAACGUGAAAUGUGAUAGGUGUUCAAAAAGCAAUGGCAUUUAGGUUGGGAGCCUGGGAAUGAGAAAUGGAUGAAAGGCCAUUCCAAAGUAAGAUCCAGUCACCAGAGCUUGGACUCUAUUCCAUUUAUCCAUGUUUGUGUUUCGGUUAGUGGUAGAACCUUGCUGCUUUACCCUUCUUCUGGGUCAGCGACUUGCCCUCCAUAAUGCCUUGGGUCAUCUCCACUGAGAAGGCAGAUUUGCUAGCUGGGCUAAUAUGUAAAUAAUGCAAAUGCAAUUUCCGCCACUUCCAUACCCUCCUCAGUUAAGAUUCCUGACUCUAACUUGUACUAUACCCCUGUGAGGAAGAGCUAGAAGACUCUGGCUCAUGUUUGUGAUUUGCUGUCACAAUGUAAUGGCCAGUCCUGCGUGCUGGGACCUCACAAUGUAGGAGAGAGGUCUCUGGGGAAUCCCAGGUUUCUAGCACUGUCAUUAACAGGUGGCCCUGGGAGAAGGGGCAAACUCCAUGAGGUUGGCUAUUUCUUCCAUUUCCACUGGACCAGUAUGAAAAGCUGUGAUUACUGCCCAUCUUAGCCUAGGAAAUUCACAAGACUUUUUUUACCCUCGCAAUUCCAGGAAGGGUCUUGGGAGAUAACUUUCAUGACUUCUGAUGUGGAGCUGCUUUUAAGAAAGAUACAGCUUGCAAAUCUUCCUCGAUUCUACCAAGAAGUAUUCCGGAAGUCAAAUGACCAGGGAACAUAGCACCAGUAGACUUUUGUGCAAUGGGGCACCAUAUAUCCUUUCUGUUGCUUACUGUAUUCUCUGCCCUCACCUCCCUGUGGCAUCACACAUCACUGAUCUCUUAGAAUGACAGACAGCUUGACAAAGGGAGGUGAAUUCCCCUAGCAUGGACAGCUCUCAUGGUGCCUAAUACUUUCCUUGUCUCUCCCUGUCCCCCCUUCCAUGCAGGUCAUGUAAUUAUGAUGGGGGAGAAUGGGAACUUAGGUUGUAACUCUUCAGCUUGCUUCCUGGGAGCAUGCUUUCUUAGAAAGGUCUCUCUCAUGAGGGCCACCUUGGCUAUUCAGCAACUUCUUUCUUGAUCUCUGACCUUUUGGGAUUGAACAUGGAACAGGAGGUGAGGCUAAGAUCACUGUGAACAUCUGGCUGUGGAGAAUCUUCCUAAAAUGCUUUCAUGGUACCCUGAGGCUGCUUUUGGAACUGUGUCAGGAAACUCUUCCUUGGAGGAUGAGCAUAAAGCACUCUAGCUGCCUGAGAAAAAGUGGACUUUGGCACAAGUUUGCAGUGCCUGGGAUGUGAAUCCUCAGCAGAGAGACUGGAAAGUGGAAGAGGAGUCUGGAAGAAGCUGGUCUCCAGGUGGACCAAAUCAUAGAGAAUGUGGUGGAGGUACUACUGGGAUAAUUCACAGCCAGUGCAUUUGGAUUCAUUGCAGAUCUCCAAAACUUUCAGCUUGACUAAAUGAAAGAGCUAUGAUUAGGCACAAGCUCUGGAGUUUAGGUGAUUGAGAACUGGGCUGCAUUCUCCCCUUGUGGGGUGAUGGGCCUCUUUAGAUACACUUGCUGGGAUUCCAGCAUUUGCAUUCCUGUCCAGUAACUUUGUGAAUCUCUUCCUUCUUUGGCUGCAGCUAGACAAGGUCAAGGAGGCUCUUGAGUCCCACUGGUGUUAGGGUCCAUUGCCCUGCCACAACACAUUAUAUCUGUAAGCGAGGGUUGGUGAGUCUGUCUGAACCAUCAAAGAGAGAGAGAACACAUGCCUCCUAGCCCUCACACUGAAGCAUCCUGUGAAAUCUCAUGUUCAAGAACUCUGAAGCCUCAAAUGGGUGUUCCUAGUUAGAUCAGGUAGUAUUCCCCUGCCCCCACGGGUAAAAAACCAUUCUUAGCUAAAGCUGCCAGAAUUAAUUUAAUGAUCAAAUUUUGAACAGGGUAUUUUAAACAUUGUUUACAUAUGAAACGUGCAUCUGCUGCCAACUCUACUGUCGAAUAGGAAGUGCUUGUAAAUUGGAACAGCACAGAGUUAUGGAAAAAUGAAAUGUUUAAGAGGGGCCUUUUUACCACUUCCACUAUCCCCAGGAGAAGUCUGCACAAGAGUGUUGGGCAGUGGCCUCACCUGAGGCCUGGAGUUCUUGCCAACCGUUUGUGGAAUGAAGGCUGCAGAUGGUGGUGUCGUGGCGCUGGGUGACUUCCUCCCACGAUGGGGAGGUGUGAAGGACCAAGCUUGGGUAUCGUGAAUUUUGCCGCUAUGGGAGGGCAUGUGGGCGUGUGUCUGUGUGUAGAGGAAUGUGAUAGCUAUAUUUAUGUUACUCCCGUGGAGUGUCUGCGUGCGUGCGUGUGUAUGUGACCAUUGUGAGCAUGAGGCCAGUACCCCACAGAGAUGGUCUUCCCAUGGGGUGGAGCUGUCCUCACACCCUUUCUGUCCUGCUUCCCACCAAAGGCACAGAGCUCUCUGCUCUGAUGCCUAUGUUCAGGCACUUAGGUCAUGCCAAGCCAGAUUUUGGUCUGUGAUGAAACAAAGAGAAAUGUUUACAACACCUAGAGCAAUAUCAAAGCAUACCUCAUCCCUGACCUUCCAUGUCUCCUAGUCCUACCCUCUCUCCUAGUUCCUCUUCUACGGACCCUCGUCCGCCUCACUAGGUGGGCAUCUGCAGGUGCCACUUCUUCCGUGUAAGGUCUUCCUUUGGUCCUCAGGCCGGGCUCGUGCUGUGGACUGCCUUCCAGGCUCGAGGCUUGCUCUGGGCCUGGGCCCUUUGAAGACCCAGGGAAGCCAGGGCAGUGGGCCAGGCAGAGCUGCGAUUCUUAGGAUUGCUCUUCACCCAGCAAGUGGCCUUUUGGCCCUACUUGAGUGUCAACCUGUUUUUAGGCUGGUGUGAGAUUACCUGUUGCCUUCGGCAAACCAAAUAGAACCUAAUUAAUGACAACCAUUCAUAGCCCCAGGCGCCCGUGGGGUGAGCAUGCCCAGCAUCCUCUGAGCGUGCCCAGGGCUCACUGGGAGAGCCUGUUACAAGUGCUAAUUCCCAGGUGGCACACCCAGAGAUGCUGAUCCAAAAGACCUGGGGGGGGGGACCCAGAAAUGCACAGCAUCCCAGGUGGCACAGCAUCCCAGGUGGCACACCCAGAGAUGCUGAUCCAAAAGACCUGGGGGGGGGCACCCAGAAAUGCACAGCAUCCCAGGUGGCACAGCAUCCCAGGUGGCACACCCAGAGAUGCUGAUCCAAAAGACCUGGGGGGGGGCACCCAGAAAACUGCAUUUUUAAUAUGUUCCCAUGGAGUAGUAGGCUUUGAAAGAAGAUGGUCUGAGACAGUGGCUCCCAGCAUUGGCUUCUCCUUGGAAUCACGUGGGGAGUUUUCAGACCUAAAUGUCCUGGUCCUACCCCAGAGCACCUUGGGGCUGGGACCCAAGACAGCAGUCAUUUUUAAAGCACCCCCGGUGAUUGCCCAUGCGGAUGAGGUUAGGAAGCACCGGCCUGGGGAGUGGGGAGCAGUAUGGCUGAGCUUACCCAGCGGCAGGGCCUAGGGGGCUGGAGAACACCCAGAGGCGAACUGGCACAAUGACCAGGAACCUGCCGGCCCUGAGUCAGACUCUGGGUGCCCCUUUGAGAUAAUGUUUCUGCCCCAGCUGCAUGGGGCGUGAGGCAGUGGGUAGGCCGAUGGUGGGCAGCUCUGGAGGGUAUUUGAUUCAGAGAGGCUUUGCCAUGCAUCCGAGUCUCAUUCGUAGUGCUUCCUCCAAGCUGGCCUCCUGGGCUUCUCCCUCGUUUGUGUGUGUUCAUGCACUCUGUGUUUGGCCAUUUGCAUUAGGUUGUGCCUCUGUGUCCAAGGCCUUGCGACAGGGUAGCUGGAACUCAGGUGAUGGGCGAAGGGUGUGUCCCAUCCUGGGAAUAUCAUGCUCUUCGGGACUUUCUUUUCCAAGGCCACAGUGGGGUUUCAGUUCCUGCUCUAAGCCCUCAUGAUUCCCUCUUUGGUCUCAGGCUGGAUGGGCAGCUGGAAGGUUCCUAGCUGAUUUUCUUCUCUGGUGCUCCCCCCAGAAUUUGUGCUCUGAACAAACCAAAGCUGGGAAAUGGUGUUCUGCCCAGGCUGUAGGCCCAGCCUCUGGGUGCAGGGAGGGCCUGGGUGCUUUUCUUCAGCAGGGCCGAGGUGUCCCCAUAGCCCGGGCCCUGGACUGUGAGGGAAAGACCUGAACCCAUUGUGUUGAGAGCUGGGGGACGGUAGGAGUGGGGAAGACUGAAGAGGAAGGAACAGGGUGGGAAAGACAAGCAGCUGACGUGGCGUCUGCUUUUCCACCAAGCAGAAGGGACAGGUGAAAAGCGGCACAUUCAGAGGCAAGAUGGCUCCCAUCGACAUGAGUGCCCGGAACUCUCCGGACCCUGUCUGUGCCUACUCCCAAGCAAAGCAGAGGAAUUUCAUUUUCCAUCUGACACUGUCCUGCAGUCGGCUGAGCGUCAGCCCUCUUUAAAUAUGUGUCUCUCCGGAUUGGAAGCAAGAGAGGCAGCAAAGUCACCCCUGCCGUUGAGAACCUGUGCUGCUUGGCAUGAGAUCGUGGAGGAAGAAGCCAAGAGCAGAAAUGUCUUCCUGUGCCCGUGGCCUCUCAGGACCCCACAGGGUGCUGUGGACCGAUAUGGGAGACUGCAAGACGGCACCACUGGCCUUCCCAGGCGUGGGGUCCAGGCCCUCUCAAUAAACUGUGCCCUUGUUGGUUGUUACUCCUGUUGGACCCUUCUGCGGCCUUCCCUCUGCUGCGUGCGGGAAAAGGUGGCUGGGCUCGGCGUGCCCCCCAGCCACGGCAGCAUAGCUGAGUCCCGUGGCGUGCACAGGAGAUUCGUAGCAGCUCAUCUGCCAUAUAAACCGCUUGGCUGGUGGAGUCCUCAUUGAGUUGUUUCAUUACUGUGCAAAGUGGAAUAAUGUCAUUCACCUUUGCUAUAAACAAGGCUGUGAGAACAUAAUAAACAGAACCUGAACGCGCUGCCCUUCACUCUCUGCCCACAUUUCUGGCCAGCUGACUCUUUAUGAGGAGACGCUUCACAUAACACAUGGCCUCCCCCCAGGGGGCACGUGGCUUCACCAGGCAAGGACUGGCACAGGGCGGGCCAUGGGGAAAGGCAGCCACGUGGGUGGAAUUGGGGUGGCAAGGGUUUGGGGUUGUGCGGGGGUGGAGAGUGACUUUGGGCAAUGAGGGUGGCUUUGGAACUGUAACGUGCUAUACAAAUAUGAGGUGGUGUUUUUAUUAGUACCACCUACUGCUUGAAAUGCAGGGGGAGAAAAGGCUGAGGGAUGGUUUAUAUAUUUGUUCAGCUGGAGCAAUCUGAAAAUGGAGUGGGUUGAUCCUGCUUAUGACUGCACUUCACUUUUUACAGUCAGCAUGUCCCUGAAAAGUGUGCUUUAGUCAUCAAAUCUUUGAGUGUCUCUGGUGAUCGGGUCCCGUGGAGAGGGCUGAAGGAGAAUAAGGUGUAGUGUCUGCUCAUCAAAGCUCAUUUGUCAGGUGUGGGGAUAAGAUAGAGAUAUAUAAAAUCUUAAUAAUAAUCUUAAUAAUACAAAUAAUUAAAAUGCACAAGAGAAGGUCUAUCUUUAAAGGAAAGCUGAUGUUUCUUCAAAGGUGAAUGCUUUGGGUUAAAUGAAAAAGCCUUCUGUGACGCAAAUAACGGCUUCCAAAUUCCAGUUUGGUGGACUGGGCUAUGAGUGGUAGCAGCCUGGGCUGGUGCAGACAGGACGCUGUUGUUGGGGAGGGCGGGUGACUGGUUCCUCUCUUUCCAGCCUCUCUCUUCCACGCCCCCCACCCCUAUUGCCACUUGGGUUUCUGUCCCCUCCAGGACUGAGAAGAGCGGAGAAGGAGGAGAGGGAAGGGAACAAGGGGAUCCUACCUGACAUGCAUGCCUUCUGGGAUAGGCCUCAGGCUCUCUGGGCCUGGGAGA
Messenger RNA from Mirounga angustirostris (Northern elephant seal), 12309 nucleotides. It is a transcript of the gene RGS8, whose product is annotated as regulator of G protein signaling 8. The record is from RefSeq and is a predicted model, not a curated record. The transcript has 8 exons. NCBI's taxonomy places the organism in Eukaryota, Metazoa, Chordata, Mammalia, Carnivora, Phocidae. Bases 5809 to 6351 code for a protein of 180 amino acids.